Parastagonospora nodorum SN15 is the source of this 1998-nucleotide messenger RNA. Lineage: Eukaryota; Fungi; Ascomycota; Dothideomycetes; Pleosporales; Phaeosphaeriaceae. The record is from the annotation of a RefSeq genome assembly.
AUGUAUCUAGCUAUAAUAAUUUUACCACUAUUAGGGUCAAUAGCUUCUGGUUUUUUUGGUAGAAAAAUCGGAGUAUCAGGGGCACAAAUAAUUACAUGUACAGCUGUUGUAACAACAACAAUCUUGGCUGUAUUAGCUUUCUUUGAAGUUGGAUUAAACAAUAUACCUGUAUCAAUAGAGGUAUGUAGAUGAAUUGAUUCUGAAUCGUUAAAUGUAUCUUGAGCAUUUCAUUUUGAUUCACUAACAGUUUCUAUGCUUAUACCUGUGCUAAUAGUUUCUUCUUUAGUGCAUAUCUAUUCGAUAGGGUAUAUGAGUGAAGAUCCUCGGGAUAAAUUUUAUUUUAUGCAUAACCAAAGGUUCUUUAGCUAUUUAAGCUUGUUCACAUUUAUGAUGGUUAUAUUAGUUACAGCAAAUAACUUUUUAUUAAUGUUUGUAGGUUGAGAAGGUGUUGGGGUUUGUUCAUAUCUUUUAGUUUGUUUCUGAUAUUCUAGAAUUGCAGCAAAUCAAAGCUCUUUAUCUGCAUUUUUAACAAAUAGAGUAGGUGAUUGUUUCUUAACUAUAGGUAUGUUUGCUAUAUUAUUAGCGUUUGGAAAUUUAGAUUAUGCAACUGUAUUCUCAUUAGCUCCUUACAUGAAUGAAAAUGUUGUAACUAUUGUAGGUAUAUGUUUAUUAAUUGGAGCUAUGGCUAAAAGUUCUCAAAUAGGACUUCACGUAUGACUACCUAUGGCGAUGGAGGGUCCUACACCCGUGAGUGCACUAAUACACGCUGCCACUAUGGUUACAGCUGGUGUGUAUUUAUUAAUGCGUUCAUCUCCUUUAAUAGAAUAUAGUUCAACAGUGCUAAUGUUAUGUCUAUGAUUAGGUGCAAUUACAACUGUAUUUAGUUCUUUAAUAGGUUUAUUCCAACAAGAUAUUAAAAAAGUUAUUGCUUAUUCUACAAUGAGCCAACUUGGGAUGAUGGUUAUAGCUGUAGGUUUAUCUUCUUAUAAUAUAGCUUUAUUUCAUUUGGUGAACCAUGCGUUCUAUAAAGCACUUUUAUUUUUAGGAGCUGGUGCAGUAAUUCAUGCUGUAGCUGAUAAUCAAGACUUUAGAAAAUACGGUGGGUUGAGACCAUUUUUACCACUUACUUAUUCUGUAAUGCUUAUAGCUUCUUUAAGUUUAGUAGCCUUUCCUUUUAUGACAGGGUUCUAUUCAAAAGAUUUUAUACUUGAAUCUGCUUACGGACAAUAUUAUUUCUCUAGUACUGUUGUUUACAUAAUAGCUACAAUAGGAGCAAUGUUUACUACAUUAUACUCUGUAAAAGUAUUGUAUUUAACAUUCUUAACUAAUCCUAAUGGACCUUUAAUCAAUUAUAAAAACGCACAUGAAGGUGAUAUCUUUAUGAGCUUACCUUUAAUGAUUUUAGCUGUAUUCUCUAUAUUCUUUGGAUUUAUAACAAAGGAUAUGUUUAUAGGAUUAGGUUCAGGAUUCUUUUCGGAUAAUGCUUUAUUUAUACAUCCUUCUCAUGAGAUAAUGUUAGAUACUGAAUUUGGAGUACCAACUCUAUUUAAGUUAUUACCUUUAGUGUUUACUAUUUCAUUAAGUGUAAUUGCUAUAGUGUUGUCUGAAUACUUAUCUACUAUACUAAUUUAUUUUAAAUUAUCUAGAGUAGGUUACAACAUUUUUAGUUUCUUUAAUCAACGUUUCUUAAUAGAACUAUUCUACAACAGAUACAUUACUGGUAUUAUACUAAAACUUGGUGGACAGACUACUAAAGUACUAGAUAAAGGAUCCGUAGAAUAUAUAGGACCUUAUGGAUUAGAAAAAGGAUUAUUGAAUAUAAGUAACAAUAUAGCUAAAUUAAGUACUGGUGUUAUUACAUCUUAUGCCUUAUAUAUUUUAAUAGGGUUAAUCCUUUAUCUUUUAUGUUACUCAUAUAUCAAUAGUUCUAUUGUUAUAUUAGCGCUAUGUGUAUCUUUAUCUUUAAUAUCUUUUAAAAGCAGUGUUGGUAAUAGGUAA